Messenger RNA from Fusarium fujikuroi IMI 58289, 2358 nucleotides. RefSeq names its product related to cutinase transcription factor 1 beta. Gene Ontology annotation, molecular function: zinc ion binding; DNA binding; DNA-binding transcription factor activity, RNA polymerase II-specific. The record is from RefSeq and is a predicted model, not a curated record. The transcript is spliced from 6 exons. Lineage: Eukaryota; Fungi; Ascomycota; Sordariomycetes; Hypocreales; Nectriaceae. Bases 1 to 2358 code for a protein of 785 amino acids. Gene Ontology annotation, biological process: regulation of DNA-templated transcription; DNA-templated transcription.
AUGCAGGAACUAGGAACUCCAAAGUCAGCGCCUGCGCGAAGAAGAGCCUCCCAAGCUUGUAUGAACUGUCGCGCCAGAAAAGUCCGCUGCGAUGUUGUCCGAAACCCACAAAGGUGUACCAAUUGCGCGCUUGAUGAUACUGAAUGCACAGUCGUAGCCCGGAGGGUCAAAUACCGCAAAAGACCACCAGUCACAGCUGAGAGACAAAAACCGAUGGUGUUUCGAAAUAGCUUCUCACAACAACAAGAAAGCAAAGACACCGCAGUCACCGGUCCUAUCUCUCCGUAUUGCUUGGAUCAAGAAUCUUUACUCUUUGGAAGUCCGUCAGAUCAUAGCCCCGAGAGCCCAUCGACGUGCUUCGACAACAUAGAGGGCUUGACAGCCACGGGGUGCACUGACGAGGCAAACCAGAAGCCAGUGGUUCGAAGAGAGGUAUAUCAUGAUCCUGAACCCUAUGGGGCUCCAGAUGACACGUGCGCCCGUCUGAGUAUAGAACCCAACACCAGGUCACAUAUUACAUACUCCUAUUACCCAUUCCUUACCGUCGACAUGUCUGGCCUAGAGCCGGAUGAUGUUCACUAUCUUGGGUCUCGGAAUUGUCUGAGUCUUCCUACCCCCGACGCCCUGGAUGACUUCAUUCGAGAGUAUUUUCUUCACGUGCAUCCCGGUCUUCCUCUGUUGGAUGAAGCCCAGUUCUGGGCUGUUUACUCUGGGGACAAGGAGCCGUGUGAAGGCUCAAGAAUUUCACUAUUCUUGUUUCAGGCAAUGUUAUUCACUUCAUGUAGUUUCGUUCCUUUCUCGACGUUGAAGUGUCUUGGGUUCACCUCCAGGCGUAAUGCUAGAGAGAAAUACUAUCGUCGGGCCAAGCUUCUACUGGAUGUAUGUUCUGGCAGAGACCUCGUAUCCAAUGCGCAAGGGGCAUUGCUACUAACUUACUACGCCACCUCACGAGACCGAGCGCGUACAAACUCCAUCUUGCUUGCAACAGCUAUUCAGUAUGCACAGGGCGUAGAAGCCGACCAGUUUCACAGAAGGCCAGAUCAAGACUCAGAUAUGACCAACAGGCUGAAGCGGCUUUGGUGGUGCUGCAUAGUGCGAGAUCGGAUCUUGCCUCUUGGCGUUCGGAGACAGUUGCAUAUUACAUCGAUAAAUCCAGCUCUGGACCAUUUAACGGAACAAGACUUUGCGGAAGAAAUUCAAGGAUCACAAGUAUACUCGUCGCAAACCAAGCGGAGUUUGGUCCAGCUAUUCAUCAGUCUCUGCGAACUGGCAAUUCCAUUCACCAGCGUGGUCCAGACAGUCUACGGGAUGGGACAAUCCGUUGUAGACGCUAUAUCCCCCAUGAUCGGUAAUCAGGAGCAAAUACAAGAAUCCAUCAGAUUCUGUGAGGCCAGCUUGGAUGCGUGGUUUGACAAAGCGACUAUCCAGUUCCCUACCCCUGCCGGAAUCAUAAGUACUGAGAAGUCGCUCGUUCUGUAUACGAACUUGAUGUACAUAUACUAUUACUCCGCUCGCGUCGCGCUAUACCAAUACGAGGCAUUUGUCGUCAGUCUCGCCUCACCAGGAGCUGGUAUGGACGACAAACUACAUCAGACACGGCUCCAGCUGGAAGACGCGACAUUAGGUAUCACGGACAAUCUUAAGGAACUAGUUCAACUCAAAGUCGCCAAAUUUCUUCCGGUUAGCAUCAUCGCGUACGCAGCGCUACCACUGGUGUUGCAUAUCUUGGAUGUCAAACUUGCAAAACUGCCAUCGCAGACAGCCCGGAAACAAGGUAGACUUAACAUAUACAUGGAGGCGAUGAAGGGACUACAGAACCUUUAUGAUGGUGUUGACGACGUGUGGACUUUCAUCAGAUCUGCUAUUGACUCUGCUACCUCUGGUACCUUGGAUACAUGUUCAUCAAGAGCUGAUUUCGCUCCCAGCAGUUCAACUUGCUCCAAGCCAUCUGCAUCGCUCCAGGUAGCUGACGACUGGGGAAAGUUCUUAUUACAGGAGCCCAUUCUCUAUUUUCGCCUCUCGCGGACGAUUGAUCUCUCGUUGGCUGUUGGGUGUUAUGCAGAGGACUCUUCACUGAGUCUACUACUGGCCACAGCACAGUUCUCAAGUCCGAGCCUCAUUUUUGUUGGUGUUGAUGUUCCUGCUAAAAGCGGGAACUCUGCUAUUGGCAGUGAUGAAGCAUCUACGGACGAGAAAGAAAACCUAGGGGCUCAAGACGUUUGUGUUGGGAUGAGAUCUGACAUAUUUGAUGAAAUUGGAGACUUGGGUGGAUAUGAGCUUGGGAUAGAGUCUUUCCAGACACCUGAGUUCCUGGAUAUGUUCGAAAUGGAUUUGGAAGAUACAUCGAACAGCAUUUAA